Molecule: messenger RNA, 685 nt
Organism: Brassica napus (rape)
Lineage: Eukaryota; Viridiplantae; Streptophyta; Magnoliopsida; Brassicales; Brassicaceae
Product: NAD(P)H-quinone oxidoreductase subunit L, chloroplastic-like
Exons: 2
Coding region: 373-609 (78 amino acids)
Molecular function (GO): oxidoreductase activity, acting on NAD(P)H, quinone or similar compound as acceptor
Source: RefSeq, a predicted model, not a curated record
CUCUUUCAUCAUUUUAAAUCCCUAAUUUUUCAUCUCUACCUCUACAACCUCUCAAACUUAUUACCAAACAUUACCGAACAAUCAACGCAACUCAUCUUAAAAUUCUUUACCAUAACAUAAAAGACAAAGCAUAAUAUAUGCCAUUGUGACAAUCAGCUCUUGCUCCCUCUCAUGGCUUCAAACUUCAUCCGUGGACACUGUAUGAGUUCAUACGACCAUCCAAGGUUGUGGGGUUUGAAGCCAAAGAAAGAUAUUAAGGAGAUAUGUUGGUCAGAGCGGAGAGAGCUUGAGACAGAGACAUUGUAGUGUUACCAAAGAUUUAAAUGAUUAAUGUUAAUGGGCUUAUAUACUAUGAUUGUUUAGCCAAUCAUCAUGAACUGGCUGAGAGUAAGAUGGUACAGAAGGAAGUUCUUUGAGAUGUAUUUACAGUUCAUGUUCGUCUUCAUGUUCUUCCCCAGGCUACUGUUAUGGGCACCAUUUCUCAACUUCAGAAAGUUCCCAAGAGAUCCAUCUAUGAAGUAUCCUUGGGAUAAACCAAAAGACCCUUCCACUAUCAAGAACGGUUACCUCAAGUACCCAUUUGCAAAGCCAGAUGACUACGACCAUUAAGAUGCUUCUGACUCUAUAUACUCAUUAGUCACAUAAAUCAACUUGUGCAGGCUCUUUUACUCAAGGCAUAUAAUAA